Messenger RNA from Pestalotiopsis fici W106-1, 3978 nucleotides. RefSeq lists its product as uncharacterized. Gene Ontology annotation, molecular function: 5-oxoprolinase (ATP-hydrolyzing) activity. Lineage: Eukaryota; Fungi; Ascomycota; Sordariomycetes; Amphisphaeriales; Sporocadaceae. The record is from RefSeq and is a predicted model, not a curated record. The coding region runs from base 1 to 3978 and encodes 1325 amino acids. The transcript is spliced from 11 exons. Gene Ontology annotation, biological process: glutathione metabolic process. Gene Ontology annotation, cellular component: cytosol.
AUGGCUGUCGACAAGCCCGUCCCGGCCGUUGAGCCCAAGAGCGUAAAAUUUGCGAUUGAUCGUGGUGGAACGUUUACAGAUGUCUGGGCAUCCAUUCCUGGCCGUGAUGAUAUCGUGAUCAAACUACUGUCUGUCGAUCCCGCCAAUUAUGAUGAUGCGCCAUCGGAAGGCAUUCGGCGCGUGCUGGAACUCGUGUCGUCGUCGCCCAUCCCCAGACAUACACCUAUUCCCAAGGAUCUUAUUGAUUCCAUCCGAAUGGGCACUACAGUAGCAACAAAUGCGCUUUUGGAAAGAAAAGGCACUCGACAUGCAUUUGUCGUGAAUGAAGGCUUUGGCGAUCUGCUCGAUAUCAGCUACCAAUCCCGUCCGAAACUAUUCGAGCUGGGUAUCCGCAAGCCGGAACUUCUCUACGACGAGGUCGUCACCAUCUCGGAACGGCUCACGGUCGAGCAGUUCGACGAAGACGUCAACCGAGCUAGCAAGCCUCCAUUGGUCGAAGUUCCCGGUGAGCUCGUGAGGGGAAGCACUGGUGAUAUGCUGCGCAUUAUCCGCCCUCUAGACGAGACCGAGGUACGCACCAAGCUGGCCGCAGUCAAGGAUAGGGGCAUCGAGACCCUGGCGAUAUGCCUGGCGCACUCGUAUCUGUAUCCCGCGCACGAGAACCGCGUCGCCGAGAUUGCCAGAGACAUGGGAUUCAGCCACGUCUCGACCUCGUCGUCGGUGGGUUCCAACAUGAUCAAAAUGAUCUCUCGAGGCAGUUCCGCGUCGGCCGACGCUUACUUGACCCCAGAGAUUGUGCGCUACGUCUCGGGCUUUGCGCAGGGCUUUGCCGGCGGGAAUCUCGAUGGCGUUCGUUGCGAGUUUAUGCAGAGCGAUGGAGGUCUGGUCAGUCACAAGAACUUUAGUGGUCUGAGGGGCAUCCUGAGCGGUCCGGCUGGAGGUGUUGUGGGAUAUGCCCGUACAUCAUAUGAAGGGAAAUCUCCCGUGGUGGGAUUCGACAUGGGAGGCACCUCAACAGAUGUAAGCCGCUUUGGCGGCUCAUUUGAGCAUGUCUUUGAGACCACUACUGCUGGUGUUGCCAUCCAAUCCCCGCAACUUGAUAUCAACACGGUCGCUGCUGGUGGUGGCUCAAUGCUGUUCUGGCGGGAUGGCCUCUUCAAAGUUGGACCAGACAGUGCUGGUGCCCAUCCUGGGCCGGCGUCUUACCGGAAAGGCGGGCCCUUGACAGUGACUGAUGCAAAUCUCUUCCUGGGACGGUUAAUCCCAGAGUACUUUCCCGCCAUCUUUGGUCCAAACGAGGAUCUUCCCCUUGACUUUGACAUUGUCAAGGAGAAAUUUGAACAACUGACAGAGCAGAUCAACCGAGAUACCGGUCGCUCAAUGAAACCGAUAGAGGUGGCGCACGGCUUCGUAGACGUUGCCAAUGAGUCCAUGUGCCGACCCAUCCGAGCCUUGACGGAAGCUCGCGGAUAUGAAACCAGCCAACACAACCUGGCCACGUUUGGCGGCGCCGGCGGUCAGCAUGCUUGUGAGAUUGCGCACAAGCUCGGUAUCCAGCGCAUCAUUAUACAUAGAUACUCGAGCAUCCUGUCCGCGUACGGCAUGGCCCUCGCCGAGGUCGUACAGGAAGCCCAAGAGCCUAGCUCAGAGACUCUGUCCAAUGAUGCAUUGGCCAGGCUGGAGGGCAGAAUGGCCGAUCUAAAGACGAGAAUCACAGAUGGAUUGAUCGGCCAAGGCAUACAAGAAGGAUCCAUUGAGCAUGUUGCUUACCUCAACCUGCGGUACCAUGGAACAGAGACAAAUUUCAUGAUCCCCUCGCCCGCUGACGGAGAUUGGAGAUCUGCAUUCGAACGAGAGCACCUCCGGGAUCUGUCUUUUAUCUUCCCAGCGGAUCGAAAGGUACUUGUGGACGAUGUGCGUGUUCGAGGUAUCGGCAAGAGCAAAGAAGUCAGCCAGGGCAAUGAGCAGCUCGUGUCUGACCUCAAGUUCACCACCUUUUCAGCAGUAAACACCGGAGAAGACAAGACUGUCGAUGCGUAUUUCUCCAAUGGAGGUACACAACCAACCAAAGUCUUCCGCCUAGGCAAUCUAGCGUCAGGAAGCGUUGUGGACGGACCAGCCAUCAUCAUUGACAGCACGCAAACAAUUGUCGUAAUUCCAACUGCACAAGCCCGUAUCCUGAGCUCCCAUGUAGUCAUUGAUCUCCAGAGUGAGAAGGGCCGUCAGGAUGAGGAAGAGCAGCAACUGGUUGUCGAUCCCAUCAAGCUCAGUAUCUUUGGCCACAGAUUCAUGAGCAUUGCGGAACAGAUGGGCAGGACACUUCAAAAGACCAGUUUAUCCUUGAACAUCAAGGAACGACUGGAUUUCUCUUGCGCAAUAUUCAGCCCUGAUGGUGAGCUAGUUGCAAACGCGCCACACGUCCCAGUCCAUUUGGGAAGUAUGAGUUACGCGGUGAAAUACCAACAUAACUUGCACAUGGGAAAUCUGCGACCCGGAGACGUUCUGGUCUCGAACCACCCAGAAUCAGGUGGCACGCACUUACCAGACAUCACUGUCAUCACACCCGUUUUUGAUACUGAAGGCAAGACAAUCUGUUUUUACACGGCCUCAAGAGGUCAUCAUCUCGAUAUUGGUGGAUAUCGAGGCAACUCUAUGCCGCCUGACUCGACGGAGCUGUGGCAGGAAGGUGCUGCUAUUAGAUCAUUCUUCUUGGUCAGGGACAAUCACUUUGACGAAGAGGGUAUCGUGCGCAUCCUCCUUGAGCCAGGCAAAUAUCCCAACUGCAGUGGAUCCCGCCGCCUCGGUGACAAUCUGUCCGAUCUCAAGGCCCAGGUGGCAGCAAACGCCAAAGGCAGUAACUUGAUCAACGCUCUGAUGGAAGAGUAUGGAAAGCACACUGUCCAUUUCUACAUGCGAAAGAUUCAAGAAAACGCCGAGGUUGCCGUCCGUAACUACCUCAAGUCGGCCCACAAGAAAUUCGGCUCCCAGCCCCUCAAGGCCAAGGAGUAUCUCGACAAUGGCUCAAUGAUGCAAGUCGCCAUCACCAUUGAUGAAAGUGGGUUCGGCACCUUUGAUUUUGCCGGCACAACUUGCGAGAUGUUGUCGAAUAUGAAUGCUCCCCCAGCCAUUACCUACUCAGCCUUGAUCUACACGCUGCGUCUGCUCAUUGGUUCAGACAUCCCCCUGAACCAAGGCUGCUUGGCCCCGACAAAGGUAAUCCUGCCCAAGAACUGCUUCUUGAACCCCAGUACCGGGCCCGCCGUCUGUUGCGGAAACACCCUCACAUCGCAACGUCUAGUUGAUCUCUUCCUCAAGGCCUUUAGGGCAGCCGCCAACAGCCAAGGAUGCAUGAACUGCUUUGGAUUCUUUGGCAACUGCAUCUCGGAGAGCGGCGAGGAGGAAUCGGGCUUUGGCUUUGGCUACGGCGAGACCAUCUGCGGCGGCGAGGGUGCCGGCCCGUCCUGGCACGGCGCCAGCGGCGUCCAGAUCCACAUGACCAACACGCGGACCACGGACAUUGAGAUCAUUGAAAAGCGGUACCCGGUGCUCCUACGCGAGUUUUCCAUACGCAAAGGCAGUGGCGGGCGCGGCCGGUUCCGCGGCGGCUGUGGUGUCAUCCGCGACUGGGAGUGUCGUCAUCCAUUGACUUUUGGUCUCAUCACUGAGCGCCGGGUUCACCAACCAAACGGCAUGUUUGGCGGCGAGAAUGGAGAGUCGGGCGCCAACUAUUGGGUCCAGAAGACGGAGGAUGGCGGGGAGAGAUGGAUCAACAUUGGCAGUAGAGGUCAGGUGGACAUGAAGGAAGGCGACCGGUGUGUGAUACACACUCCUGGUGGUGGAGGUUGGGGAAUAUCGGAAGAGGAUGAGGAUGCUACGGAGCGGGUGGCCACGAUGACUUCGGAAGCCAGUCAGAUCGCCUAUCCUCGCGCAACGGGUAGUUUUCAUGCUUAUGCGGCUGCCCAAGAAGCGUCCUCUUAG